Radiomyces spectabilis is the source of this 1182-nucleotide messenger RNA. Its product is annotated as cyclin-domain-containing protein. Gene Ontology annotation, cellular component: cyclin-dependent protein kinase holoenzyme complex; nucleus. Gene Ontology annotation, molecular function: cyclin-dependent protein serine/threonine kinase regulator activity; protein kinase binding. Bases 1 to 1182 code for a protein of 393 amino acids. Gene Ontology annotation, biological process: regulation of cyclin-dependent protein serine/threonine kinase activity. NCBI's taxonomy places the organism in Eukaryota, Fungi, Mucoromycota, Mucoromycetes, Mucorales, Radiomycetaceae. The record is from RefSeq and is a predicted model, not a curated record. The transcript has 2 exons.
AUGUCACCAAGCCAUGGUUUAAUGUUCCCGCCAUUGCUGUCAUGUACGCAUCCUAUUCAACUCGCUGAUUUCUGCGCCAUUGUGGUUCCUUGCAUUUGGGCCGGUUCCUUCAACAAGCAAACCGCCAUGUUGAAUCCCAAACGGUACCUCGAUUUCAAACAUUUCUGCGCCAAAAUUUUUAAAGCGACCCAAAUCUCCUGCGCGUGUAUUUUACUCGCGCUCUAUUACAUCCAUCGAUUGCGAUCCGCGUAUCCUUCCGUUCGAGCUUCUAUUGGAUCGGAAAUCCGCUUAUUUACCACCGCCCUCGUUCUCGCCAACAAGUACUUGGAUGACAACACAUAUACCAACAAGACUUGGUCAGAUGUAUCCCACAUUCCUGUCACUGAGUUGAAUAUUAUGGAGAUGGAGUUCCUUUCCGCUCUUAAUUACAGCAUUUAUAUUUCCAACCAGCAAUUCUUUGCUUGGUCAAAUCAAUGUCAACAAUGGUACACGUCGGCUCAACAAACCGCCUUGAUCAUGCACCAACGUCCUAUCAAGGUCCCUACGCGUUUAUCUACCUCCACCUCGUCGUCAUCUGUUAAAUCCAACAUUUCACCUUCGCUUUCCAUGCCCAUCAUGGUUUCGUCCCCUCAUCAUGCGGUCAAACGAUCCGCGCAAGAUUCCUUUUCCCCUUCUGCAAAACGAUUGCAAUCCAUCCAUCAUCCCUUGCCACCCGUAACUACCACCAGCACCACUACCUCUGUCACCUCUGUUCCAACCACCAUUGCAGCAGCACCUACACCUCAACAUCCAUUGCCUUUACCUGUACCGGCAUCCCUACCUCAGGACAUGCCUUAUACACCCCCAAAUGAGUGCCAACCGUAUCCUUUUGUCCAGCCUCCCCAAGUACCAACUUCAUCAUACCCCUUGUCUUCCAACCAUCAUGUGUAUACAUCAUCGUCGUAUCCUAUUCUGUCUUGGUCAAGUAAUCAACAUGCCACUACCGUCAACAGUGUGUGUCGUCCCAUUUUGAGCUGGUCCUCAUCUUCCUUAUCAUCUACCUCCCGCCUUCCUGCCAUACCUAUCGAUCCGUAUCGUUCUUAUUCAGCUGCAUCAGUACAUGCAGCAGCCGUGGCGGCUGUCCACGCCAAUUACCCUACGGCGUUAUUGGCGCAUAGAGUGCGUUGCCUCGAAAUAGAGUAA